Messenger RNA from Cylicocyclus nassatus, 3371 nucleotides. NCBI's taxonomy places the organism in Eukaryota, Metazoa, Nematoda, Chromadorea, Rhabditida, Strongylidae. The record is from the annotation of a GenBank genome assembly.
AGUGAGCGCUGUUCUAUGCAAUAGUCUACUUUCAGUCUUCUUCUAUGAUUCAGUAGGACUAGUGAUGUCGAAGGCGGAUCAGCUGAUCAUGGAACGGCGGCUGCGGCCCAUUUAUGACGCCAUAGAUGCCGGAAAUGCUAAGAAAGCCGUCCAAGAAGCAGACAAAGUUCUUAAGAAACAUCCGGUCACUACUUGUGCAAAGGUACUGAAAGCAUUGGCGUUAAUCCGUUCUGACAAAUUAGCGGAAGGUUUCGAGAUCAUAAACGCACUGGAUGUUCCUGGUGCUCAGUUUGACGAUGGUACUCUGCAGGCUUUUGUUCACUGUUUCAAGGAGGCAGGUUGUCCUGAUCGAAUAACAACUCUAUAUGAGCGCGCCGUUGCUGUUGCUCCUACCGAACAAAAUCUUACGCAUCUUUUCAUGGCUCAUGUUCGAAAUAGGUCGUUCAAGAAUCAGCAGCUAAUAGCAAUGCGCUUAUUCAAGGAAUUCAACAAUUCGCCGUACUUCUUUUGGGGCGUAAUGAGCAUUGUGAUGCAAGCCUACGAAAAUCCAGAAAUGGGCUCGAAGAUGCUGUUCCCUUUGGCUGCUAGAAUGAUAGAGAAUCAUGUGAAGAAGUACGGGUACAAAGCAGGUGCUGAAAUUGAAUUACAUGCAAUGGUUCUGGAAGGAAUGAAGAAAUUUGCGGAAGCCGAAGCAUUGCUGGGCACAGAAGAAUCUCGAAGUCUUUUAUCUACCCCACCAACGUUUCUGAUGGCACGCCGAUUAGAUCUUUUAUUGCUAGCGGAAAAUUAUCAAACUGCCUUAGAUAGAACUGUCGAAGGACUGAAAGCAGAUCCCGAUGAUUGGACGUUGUGGAAGAUUCUUUUCGAGUCUUCUUUUGCGCUGUUGAGAAAAUCUACAGUCGAGGAAGAGACGAAUAGAACCUUGGAUACUUUGAAAAAAGUUGUUAAUGCCGAGGGAUUGUCGAAAAGUCGAUUGCGUGGUCCUCACCUUGCUAGAUUAGAGCUUAUUGGGAGAUUCCUCAAAGAGGAGGAACCAAUUCGUUCUCUGUUAGAUGGGAUGAAUCUGGGGAAGCCUAUUGAACUAAUGGUGAACUAUGUACUGACUUUUUACGCGAAACCAUGUUGUUACAAUGACAUAAAUCAGUAUCUAUGGCUUUUGGAUGACAAGAAGAAGGAGGAGCUCAUUGAUGGACUGAAAGAGUUCAUUGACAGCGUAAUUCAUCAAAGAGAACAAGCAGGAGAGGAUAGUGAUGCUAACUGUUGGGCAGUCAUCAUGAAUGAGAGACUGCGUAGAACUAUUGGAAGCAUCGAUCGAAUGCCGAGAGAAGACAGACGGAAACAUGUGCAAUUGAUAAUACGAGGGAUUUUACAGCCAAAUCGAGAGCAAUUGGCUGGUACAGCUCUAGCUCAGUUAGCAGCCGCUAUACUGUGGAAUGAAUGGAGAGCUCAUGAUGAUUGGCAGUCUUUCUACGAAAUGAUUCUGUUGUUAGAGUGGACAUCAAACGAUUAUCCUACCGAUCCUUUCUGCAAACUUGUUCUUUGCCGAGCUUACGCUCAUAUAGGCUGUAUGUAUCGUAUGGUAGCCCUUACUCGAGCUCUCGAUAUCAAGUCAGUUCAGCGGGACACUCUUGGUUAUAUUAUGUUUCCUAUGCCGGAACUGUGCGGCAGGUUCAAUGUUGGUAUAGUUCAUUACACGGAGAUGGUAGAAGUAUAUGAACAAGCAGAGAAAGAGAUCAGCGAAGCCUUGAUAGGAGCUUAUCGUAAUGGUGCCUUCAUGCAAGUUCCGAAUCUGGUAUCAUUAGCAGAGAAAAUGAGAAAAUCGGCGAUGUCUGUUGCGGCUAAUGAGCUGCAUCGAUAUAUGUCCGCAUUAUUUGCUAUUGACAACCUUGAUGAAGCACUGAACACACUCCAUGGCAGCGAUGAUACUAUCGAAUGGGAUUCGUUAACGGACAACCGUGAUCUUGGCGUCAUUCCAUCUUUUGAACGCGAUAUAAAGGAGAACUUAGCGAGUUUGCGGGAAACCACUCAGAUGGAGUUUGUGGACAUGACUCGCCUCAGGCACUAUCUGUCACAAGCAGUAGGAUCGGCUGGAGGUGCCAAAGGUGCUGGUCCGCAGGAAUUGGGUGCCGAUGUCACUCUCUUACGAGUACAUUUAGAGCAUUGUCGUCAAGCAUACCCAUCUAAUAUGUCACAGAGCCGAGUCAUGCAGUCCCCUAGUCCCAUUUAUUUAUCGCAUUGGAUUCACGGUGGUUUUUUGGAUCCUAUUUUACGCCUGCUCCAGUCUGCUGUCGAUGUUGCUGCUGCCAACAAUCUGAAUGAACUUACACCUGAAUCGAUAUUACCGUCUGUAGAACAAAUGGAAAAAGAUUGGAGCGCCAUGUUGCCUCAAUUUGAAACGAAAGCGUAUCCGUUCUACAUACAAGAAGAAAUUAUUCUGAGUUCACGAGCAUUACAGUCUUUGGCUGUUUGUCAAAUUCUCGUGAAAAUUUUGGCAAGAUGUGGCAAUCGUCAGAAUUCCAACGAAGCUGUGGGCAAGAAAACCAAGUCAGCAACUUCAAUAAAGAACGACUUUGUUGUUCACUGUGAAGCUCUGCAAGCCUCAAUACGCAGAGGUGCUUCUAGAUUAAAUGCACAUUUAAAUGAAAUUGAAGAAGUGCUCAAGGAAACCGCUAUGACCUUAGUGCCUAAAAUUGGAACUGACUGGAACGAGGAAUUAUCGGAGCUUUUUGCCUCUCAAAAUGUGGUCGUCUGUGAUCGGGUAUACAAGUCUUAUUUCAACUCAUGUGCCGAUAUUCGUUACUUCUUGGAACAUACCAUUGUCUGAGUAGCCUCACGGAGCUUGGAUGUGCAACAACAUAGAGUGCGCUCAUAGGAUAUAUAACUAUUUUUUGGAUAUCAAACUCUUGUUUCACUUCUAAAACUAGUGAAAUUUUUUAAUUCAUAGAAAUAUCCAAUGGCCAUCUACCGCUCUUUUAAGGUGUAUUGGUCCCCACAGAUUUCUAUCAGAAGAUGCUUGUUUCUUUCACACUUGUUUCAAGAGUUUAUUAUAUAAGGCUAUAUUCGAAUUGUUUCACAGUUAAUUGUACUGCACGAGAGACCUGUCCAAUUUAUUCGUUCAAAGUGCUUAUUUUUGUUUGAGGGUCUCUUUGUAUUAUCUCGUUUUUGUUUAUUACAAACAGCUUCACCGGUUUGCUCAUGAUGAUCAUAAUAAUUUGUGUUUCAUUAAAAUUACAUUGUCACAUGCGUGAAAUUUUCCAAAAUUGACUGUGCAGCGUAACUGCAUUGAAGUGUUCUGUCAGCUAUAUUUGGUGCAUUUUGUGAGACUAAAUUGCUGGUAUUUGUAACUUUAUGCUUUCGAAGCUAAUGACUGG